AUGAUGGGUGGUAUAUCUUCAGUAAUAACUUUAAAAGCAUCUGUUUCCGGUAUACAAUGGAGACGCGAACUCAUACCAAGGCCAAAAGAUCUUGACUUUUACAUUAAAGUGUUCCUGAAGCUCACCAAACAAAAUCGUAAACCUUCUAAAUCAACGAAAACUAAAGACUAUAGAGAUUUAAUACAAAAGUAUAAAAACGAGUAUUGUAUCUUAACCAAGUACGACCCCAUCGAGUUGAAAUACGCACAACAAAUAGCAGCAUAUGAGUGCGCGAAGAUCGACACAGCGUACAAAAAUUCAGUCAUAUUACAAUUUGGAAAUCGUUUCCGGAUGUUCAUUAACCAUCUUACACAACAAGAGGCCAAGAUAACCAAGAGGAAGCGAGAAUUAAAGAAAGCCAAGAAAAGAGAGGAUAAUAUCAAGCAAAUCUUUUCUGACGGAAUCACGAAGCCCUUAACCCAAUUGAAGCUUUCCUUUGCCUCCUGUAAUACACAGAGUAUGCCAGCAACCCAUUUGGACGACAAGGGUCGUCAAACAUUUAAUUUAGACAAAGGCUUCAUUUGGAGCCAAAUAGUCAACCUCUCAUCGAAGGGCAUGAAGGAUCAAGGUGCUUCGAAAUCCUUGAAGUCUCGCGGAAUGAUUCAGUCUGAUGGGGAGAGUACAAAGGGUGGUAUGCGUGGUACCAGACUAAAAGAAGAUGAUAACUUUCGAUACAUACACCAGUUGUCCAAAACUGAACUCGAGGAAACUACCGGAAGAUGUGUCCUUAUUGAUCCUGGACGGAGAGAUAUGCUCUAUUGCAUGCAGGAGAAUAUAAAGGAGUAUGAAAACUAUCUAUCAAGAUUUCCAGCAUCAGCAAUCAAAGUAGACAAGUCCUCUGACUACCUCAAAGCAUGUUCUAUAGUCGAGGAUCCACUUCGAGAGUCUUCACAGAUGCCUCAAUCAACAAUGUUUGGAGUCCUUUUCGCAUCUGGAACCGAGAAGGGCUUGACUGCCCAACUCGGUUCAAGAGACAGUCUUUGA
Messenger RNA from Cokeromyces recurvatus, 1023 nucleotides. RefSeq lists its product as uncharacterized. Lineage: Eukaryota; Fungi; Mucoromycota; Mucoromycetes; Mucorales; Mucoraceae. Bases 1 to 1023 code for a protein of 340 amino acids. The record is from RefSeq and is a predicted model, not a curated record. The transcript has 7 exons.